Molecule: messenger RNA, 4180 nt
Organism: Scleropages formosus (Asian bonytongue)
Lineage: Eukaryota; Metazoa; Chordata; Actinopteri; Osteoglossiformes; Osteoglossidae
Product: membrane-associated phosphatidylinositol transfer protein 3-like
Exons: 19
Coding region: 251-3055 (934 amino acids)
Biological process (GO): phospholipid transport
Cellular component (GO): cytoplasm
Molecular function (GO): metal ion binding; phosphatidylinositol transfer activity; phosphatidylcholine intramembrane carrier activity
Source: RefSeq, a predicted model, not a curated record
UGCGCUGCGCUCCCUCAGCGACUCUCGGAGCCAGAGAUCCCCUGCCUGCAUGUGCACGAUGAUCUCGCCUCGCACCCUGCGCCUGCCUGGGCAGCGCCAGCCGAACCUCCUUCGCUGAGCGGCACGGAGACGCGAUCGAGCACAGGAGCGGCGCUCCGCCGGGGACUUAAGCGACUUUGCGCUCGGAGCGAGAAGAAAGGCGCGCGGGAGCGGGAGCGGGAGCCUCGCGGUCCUCACGCGACACCGAGGCAUGGCGAAAGAGACCAAAGCUUCUGUGCGCAAGUACAGUGCCUCUCACUGGCGACUGCAGAACAUUACGCAGGAGUCGGUCGACAGCUCUGAUGACGAGUUUUUCGAUGCCCGAGAAAUGCUGGAGGGGAAGAGUGCCAUCCUGUUAGGCAUGAGCCAAUGGAACUCCAAUGACCUGGUGGAGCAGAUUGAGACCCUGGGCCACAGCGACUGCUCUCAAGAGAGCCUGUGUGCCCUGAGACGACCGCAGAGUAGCAUUGACAUACUGGAGGAGGUCGAGACCUGCAAGGCCCGUCUGCUAAUCCUGGUGGUGCACGGUGGGCACAUGUUGGAGCCAGGAGGUGGGGACCCGGGGGCCAAGGCAGGGGAUGUGGCCACGCUGGCAGAAGUCCUGGACCGGGUGGCACGGGCACAAUCGCGUACCGCUACUGCUGAGCAUAUCCAGAUCCGGCUGGUUCCCUGCCCCGCUGUGUGCGCGGAGGCCUUUUCGCUUGUUUCCAACCUGAAUCCCUAUAGCUAUGAUGAGAGCUGUGUUUCCAGCAGUGUGGACUACCUGCCAUUGGCUGCGCUACCCCUUCUUGCCAUUUCUGCACCUCGCUACCUGGAUGCUGUAGCGACCCUCAUCAUCCGGGCCAACCGUGUCUACCGUAGCUUCCUACAGUCCGAAGAUGGGCGUGGCUUCACCGGCCAGGUAUGCCUGGUGGGAGACUGUGUGGGGGGUGUGCUGUGCUUCGAUGCACUGUGCUUCAGCAGUGGACCACCAUGCAGAAGCCCUGGUGACAGCAGUGGGAACAACAGCACAGAGAGUCUAAAGGAUCCCCCAAGGCUCCUAGAUGGGGCCAGCCCAAGCCUUGGCUCUAGCAAAAGACUCAGCAAGAGCAACAUUGACGUCUCAGCUGCUUUCUGCCCUGGCUCUGGAAGAGGCAGAAACCUCAGCAGGAAGCAGAGUGAUUUGUACGAUGGUGACUCCACUACCAGUGGCCAAGGGUCCUUCUUCUGCAGGUACAGCAGCGCUCCGCUGCAGAGGGAGGGCGGCAUAGACGCGGACAGCAGCUCCAAAGUGGGCCUGAGUCCUGGCCACCUGGACUUCCAGGUGUCCCACUGCUUUCUGCUGGGCUGCCCGCUGGGCUUGGUGCUGGCCAUGAGGAGAAGCGUGCUGCCUGGAGCCUCCCAGCUCCAACCUGCCUGCUCCCAGAUCUACAACCUGUUCUACCCCUUGGACCCCUGUGCCUCUCGCUUGGAGCCACUGCUGCACCCCAGCUUCCACAAACUGCCACCCUUUGCUGUGCCCCGCUACCAGCGCAACCCGAUGGGGGAUGGACGCUCUGCUGUCUUGGAUGAUGCGAUCCAAAGCAACGUGGAAGCGUUCCAGACUCCUUCCUCAACUGCAGAACAAAUCAGCCACCCUGCUGAUGAAAAUGAGACAUCAAGAACAGAUCAGCUGGACGAAAUCAUUGCUGACAUCUGCCACAUGUGGUGGGGCACUAAGAGGUUGGACUACGCCCUGCACUGCCCUGACGUGCUCACCGCCUUCCCGACCGCAGCGCUGCCCCCGGUCUUCCACAGCUCCUACUGGGAGUCCACCGAUGUAGUGUCCUUUGUGCUCAGACAGGUGAUGCGGUGUGAUUGCCUCAGCUCGCAUGAAGCAGAGGACUCUAACUCUGCCCCCUUCUCUCCAUCUGGCAAACGAGAGAAAUGGCUACGCAGACGGACUCACGUGAAGCUGCGGAAUGUGACUGCCAACCACAGGGUAAAUGACAUCAUUGCUACUGAAAAAGGUCCCCAGACGCUAGUGGGUCGUUUCAUGUAUGGUCCCCUGGACAUGGUAACACUGACUGGAGAAAAGGUAGACGUGUUCCUGGUGACGCAACCCCCGUCAGGCCGCUGGGUGCAUUAUGACACUGUGGUGACCAGUAGCAGUGGCAAAGUGACUUACACCAUCCCUCAGAACAAGAGGCUGGGUGUGGGGGUCUACCCUAUCAAGAUGGUGGUCAAGGGUGACCAGACGAGCGCUGAGGCCUGUCUGACAGUGCUGCCGCGAGGAACGGAGUGUGUGGUGUUCAGCAUCGACGGGUCAUUUGCUGCCAGCGUCUCCCUCAUGGGCAGGGACCCCAAGGUUCGCCCUGGCGCUGUAGAUGUAGUGAGGCACUGGCAGGACCUGGGCUACCUGAUCAUCUACAUCACGGGCCGGCCAGAUAUGCAAAAGCAGCGUGUGGUGUCCUGGCUCUCGCAACACAACUUCCCACAGGGUGCAGUCUUUUUCUCUGAAGGCUUGGUGCAUGAUCCACUGCGCCAGAAGACUAUCUUCCUCAGAAAUCUGGUGCAAGAGUGCCACAUCAAGAUCUGCGCUGCCUACGGCUCCAUGAAAGACAUCUCUGUAUACAGCAUGCUGGGCAUCAGUCCUACUCAGAUAUACAUAGUGGGCAGGCCAUCCAAGAAGCAUCAGAACCAGUGCCAGUUCCUCAGCGAGGGCUAUGCGUCGCACCUCUCUGCCUUGCGCUUUGGCCAGCGGGCUCGUUCCAAAAAAACCCCGUCUGCUGGACGCAUGGUUCUCCGGAAGGGCUCCUUUGGCCUGUCCACCAAACCAGACUUCCUGCGAAAGCGCGCUCACCUACGUCGGACCAUGUCCGUGCAGCAAGUGGAUCCACCUUUCACAGCUAUGACCAAGCCUGAACGUGCCCAGAGCCAGCCUGAGUCUGACAAGGAGCACAGGGGUAGGGGUGGCGGAGGUGGGGUGGGACCAUGGGGACGGGGACGGUCUGUGUGGCCACGUGGCUCAAUGUACUGCGAAAACAUCACCCCUUGAUCCUCCCUGUCUCUCUUGAGGUGUGUCAAGAUGAACUUCUGACUUGACCAUGACUGCUAUCACUAAAGUUAAACACAAAGCAUUAGAUGCUCAAACAAGAACAUGUAUCAUGGAAAACAAGCAUGACAGAUACAAAAUAAGGGCAAAUGGAAUGAAUAUGGGGACUUGUUUAAAAAAAAAAAAAACAGGAAUGACACACCAAUUGGCGUUUGACAGUCAUUGCAUGUCAUGUUCACUCCCGAUCUCCAGUAAACAUAAGGCACAAGCAGGAAGAUCACAGCGCUGGCUCACACCACAUACAGAGGAACCCUCUACCAUACCCUGGGUUCACAACGAGGACAAGCUUGCACUGAGACAGCCUGUGGGGUCUUCCUUCAUCCAGCAGUCAGAAUUCUUCUCAUGGCAAUGCAGAUAAGCAGAACAAGUAGGGUAGAAUGUGAAAAGCUGACUCAGACACCCUUCACCCCUGCCCCAGUACCAGACAGUAUGGUUACAGCUCAUGUCCAGGGGUCCUGGUUGUUUGAGAAAAACAAAUUUCAGCUGACAGUCAUAAGAACCAGCUUAUAGUAGGCGAAACCGGAAGAGUUAUUUCUGCUGGAACGGGCUCACGAUAAGGUUGCUCUAACCAUACAGCCUCCCAUCAGUAGAGUAGCAAAUCAUUUUUUCCAUGGAUAAAAUCAUGAAACACCAGUGCUACUGUUUUUCUGGAUUGAAAGGGUCAGUCUCAUGCAGGCCUCAAAGUUCAGAAAUAUUCCACAUUUCUGAGGAACCAUUGCAAAUGGUGUUAGAAAAGCAGAAAAAAAGUGGAACUUGUAACAUAAUGCAAUAGUUUCUGGUCAAAACUGAGGCCUAAUUGGAAUAUACAUACCACCAUAUAGUAACUGCUGAAAGUGAAACAGUCAAAUAUAGGAGUACAGUAAUAAUGUAACUUUCCAGCUAUUUUACAUCUAUUCCAUCAGUUACACAAAGCACCAGUUAUAUUGGUAGAAUCUAUAAUGCAUAUUUUUAAUUUGGCUUUUCAUUAGUAAAAUAAGCUGUUGAAAAAUACCAAUAAAAAUUGUAAGCAAAGCAACACUGAUUGAAGGCCUCCUUAUAUUUGUAAUAAUGGGACAAAUUAAAGUUGAA